GUCAGGGGCUUAGCGAAUGGAUCAAUUCAUUGUACCCCCCUUUAGGGCCCAUCCGGCCUUUCUCGGCCUUUUUCCCGCUGCUAUAUUUCAUGCAACAUGUCUCGCGAAGGAAUAAAUGAAUCAAGAAAAGACCAGGAGGAGUUUGCGGAUGGAGGGCCAGAAAGAGAUACAGUUGGAGAUAUCGAGUCAAACUGGAAUGAAGUCUAUGAUAAUUUCGAUGACAUGAACCUGAAGGAAGCUUUACUUCGUGGUAUUUAUGCUUAUGGAUUCGAAAAGCCUUCUGCUAUUCAGCAAAGAGCGAUCGUUCCCUGUUGUAGAGGAAGAGAUGUGAUUGCCCAAGCUCAGUCAGGAACUGGUAAAACAGCAACCUUUGCUGUGUCUAUCCUAGAAAAGAUUGAUCUUGAUCUAAAAGAAUGUCAGGCUUUAGUCCUUGCUCCAACCAGGGAGUUGGCGCAACAGAUUCAAAAGGUAAUCUUAGCUCUGGGAGAUUAUUUGAAUGUCAAAUGUCAUGCCUGUAUUGGUGGUACUAAUGUAAAGGAAGACAUGRUAAAGCUGAGAUCAAAGCAGAACCAAGUUGUUGUUGGUACUCCUGGUAGAGUCUCUGACAUGAUUGAAAGAAAUUGUUUAAUAACUGAUCACAUCAAGAUUUUUGUCCUUGAUGAAUCUGACGAAAUGUUGUCAAGAGGCUUCAAGGAUCAGAUCUACAAGGUUUUUAGGAAACUCCAAAGUGAUGUACAGGUUAUUCUGCUCUCUGCAACAAUGCCUGAGGAAGUCCUUGAGGUAACUAAAAAUUUUAUGAGAGAUGCAGUCCGCAUCUUGGUGAAGAAGGAGGAACUAACCCUCGAGGGUAUCAGGCAGUUUUAUAUUGGUGUUGAAAAGGAGGAGUGGAAAUUAGAAACAUUGUACGAUUUGUAUGACACUUUGACUAUCACCCAAGCUGUGAUAUUCGUUAACACAAGACGAAAAGUGGACUGGCUCACAGAAAAGAUGCUCUCCAAAGACUUCACAGUAUCUUCUGUGCAUGGUGAUAUGCAGCAAAAAGAGCGUGACACCAUCAUGAAGGAAUUCAGAUCUGGAUCAAGUAGAGUCUUGAUUACUACUGAUUUACUGGCACGUGGCAUAGAUGUCCAGCAAGUGUCAUUGGUUAUAAAUUAUGAUUUGCCAGGCAACAGGGAGAACUACAUUCACAGGAUUGGUCGUGGUGGUCGUUUUGGACGUAAAGGUGUUGCUAUCAACUUUGUGACAAAAGAUGAUGUGCGUACAAUGAGAGAUAUUGAGACAUUCUACAAUACAACUGUCGAUGAGAUGCCAAUGAAUGUCGCCGAUUUAAUCUAAUUGGAUGUGACAAGAAAAUUAUUAAAAAUAGAGGUUCCAAAAAAAGGGAGGAAAAAGCUCCAACCGAGAUAACGAAAGAGCCCAUUGAAGAAAAAAAUUGAAAACUUGUAAAAAAAGCCACAGCAGUUGGUUAUGCAAAAUGAAAACCUCAUUUAAUUCAUGUUGCAUGUUGAAAGACAGUAAAUACGAUGAAGUUGAUGGUUGUAUGUUUUAUGAUCUUGCUUUGUUUCUUUUCACAGUCAAUUUUAGAAGCAAAAGAUUAGUCAUUCUCAAUUCUUUUGCGAUAAACAAAUGGAUGAUGGGCUUCCUGUGUUAAGAAAUACUAAGAACUAGUCUCUCUUGUCUACAGGAAGCCCAUAUAAACUAAAUAUUGAGAGUUAUUUUGAGAUUGUCGCCUUGGAAGAUAGCCUCUAAAAUCACGUGAAUUAUAUUUUUCGGCUUUGCUAUGUGUACCUAUGUGUACUGUGUAGAUGACUCCCAUAUUUAGCUAGAAAAACUUUUAGUGUUGUAUAUCAUGAUAAUCAAAAAUAAACACUUCACAAGUUUA
This is a messenger RNA of Actinia tenebrosa (Australian red waratah sea anemone), 1882 nucleotides long. Its product is annotated as eukaryotic initiation factor 4A-I. The record is from RefSeq and is a predicted model, not a curated record. Gene Ontology annotation, molecular function: nucleic acid binding; RNA helicase activity; ATP binding. Lineage: Eukaryota; Metazoa; Cnidaria; Anthozoa; Actiniaria; Actiniidae.